CACCCUCCCGCCCCCGGCGGCCGCGCUCGCUCCACCCGGUUUCCAGACCAUUGGUGGGUUGGCGGCUCCGGGAGGAGGCGCUGCAGUCUCUCCCGGAGUGAGAGGGCGGGCCGGCGGCAGCAGUAGCAUGGCGUGGGGCCAGUUCAGAAAGUGGGCCCUGGAUGCCGUGGCCAUUCUGGGCGGAGGAGGGCUCCUCUUCGGCUCCUACCUGACAGCCUCUGGGGAUGAGCAUUUCUACGCUGAAUACUUGAUGCCAGCUCUGCAGGGGCUGCUGGACGCGGAGUCAGCCCACAGGCUGGCUGUGCGCCUCACCUCCCUGGGGCUCCUUCCUCGAGCCACGUUCCAGGACUCUGACAUGCUGGAAGUGAGAGUCCUGGGCCGUAAGUUCCGAAACCCAGUGGGAAUUGCUGCAGGAUUUGACAAGCACGGGGAAGCCGUGGAUGGCCUUUUUAAGCUGGGCUUUGGCUUUGUUGAGGUAGGAAGUGUGACUCCUCAGCCUCAGGAUGGAAACCUGAGACCCAGAAUCUUCCGCCUCCCUGAAGACCAAGCUGUCAUUAACCGGUGCGGAUUUAACAGCCAGGGGCUCCUGGCGGUGGAGCGCAGGUUACGGGCAAGGCAGCAGAAGCAGACCAGGCUCACGGCAGAUGGCCUGCUGCUGGGCAUAAACCUGGGGAAGAAUAAAACGUCAGUGGAUGCUGCUGCGGACUAUGCAGAGGGGAUCCGGGUGCUGGGCCCCUUGGCUGACUACCUGGUGGUGAACGUGUCCAGUCCCAACACCCCUGGGCUGCGCUCCCUGCAGGGAAAGACUGAGCUGCGCCGCCUGCUGACCAAGGUUCUGCAAGAGAGGGACGCCUUGCGGAGGGUGCAGAAGCCGGCGGUGCUGGUGAAGAUCGCCCCCGACCUCACGGCUCAGGACAAGGAGGACAUCGCCUGUGUGGUGAGAGAGCUGGGCAUCGAUGGAUUGAUUGUGACAAACACCACAGUGAGUCGCCCGGCUGGCCUGCGGGGUGCCCUGCGCUCUGAGGCGGGAGGCCUGAGCGGGAUGCCCCUCCGCCAUUUAUCAACUCAGACCAUCCGCGAGAUGUACGCACUGACCCAAGGCAGAAUCCCCAUCAUCGGGGUUGGUGGGGUGAGCAGCGGGCAGGACGCGCUGGAGAAGAUCCGGGCGGGGGCCUCCCUGGUGCAGCUCUACACGGCUCUCACCUACGGGGGGCCCCCCGUGGUGGGCAGGAUCAAGCGGGAGCUGGAGGCCCUCUUGAAGGUCAGUGGCCUGAGGAAUCCGGGCAGAAUGGAGCAGUAAUUAAGUUCCGCCGGCUCAGUGCCAAGGAGCAGUGUGUGAGAACAGGGUUUUAGCAGAGUCACAGAUGCCAUCGGAGCAGAUCAUCGGAGGUGAGGAUCUGGAUUCUUCCCAGGACUCAGGCCAGCUGGGCUGGAUCGGGGAGGAGGACUCUGUCUCAAGCCACAGCCCUGAACUAGACUCGGCUGGACUGUGGGGCUGAUCAUGGGGGUCGCCAGGACCCACAGAGGAUUUCUCCAGUCGCUUGGUCAGACCCUAAGCUAUGUUUGUGGUUCUUUCCGGAUCCAGUAUUGUAAGGACAUCAUUGGAAAAAAUAAAGCCAUUUAAAACCUGGAUUUAAACCCAGCCUUUCUGGAGGGCCAGGGCUUUGCUGAGACCCUGCUGGUCCUUUGAGGCCUUCAUUCUCUGGACCUCUGGUGGCCUCCCAGGACCUGACCGUCAUCCUAGCUUUAUUUUUAUUUAAGUUUUAAUAAUAUUUCAAAUACAGACAAAAGUUGCCAGAGUAGUACAGUGAAAUUCCAUAUACUUUUCACUUUG
Messenger RNA from Fukomys damarensis (Damara mole-rat), 1834 nucleotides. RefSeq names its product dihydroorotate dehydrogenase (quinone) (gene Dhodh). NCBI's taxonomy places the organism in Eukaryota, Metazoa, Chordata, Mammalia, Rodentia, Bathyergidae. Gene Ontology annotation, molecular function: dihydroorotate dehydrogenase activity. Bases 128 to 1300 code for a protein of 390 amino acids. The record is from RefSeq and is a predicted model, not a curated record. The transcript has 10 exons. Gene Ontology annotation, biological process: 'de novo' pyrimidine nucleobase biosynthetic process; UMP biosynthetic process. Gene Ontology annotation, cellular component: cytoplasm; mitochondrial inner membrane.